This is a messenger RNA of Zea mays, 1277 nucleotides long. The record is from RefSeq. NCBI's taxonomy places the organism in Eukaryota, Viridiplantae, Streptophyta, Magnoliopsida, Poales, Poaceae.
CGCAUCAAACAACGCAUUGCAUAUUUUUUUAUCAAAAUAUAAAAACAUACGAGUUUCUUUGUACUUCGUCUUCUUUCUCUACCCACGUCCAUUCAUACAAUUAUAUUUUCACGCACAUAUUCACGCCAUCGACUGAAUCAUAAAUAAAAACGAAAUCACAAUUUUUCUAAAGCGAACAACCUGGCCGACUCGUGUCGCGCAUGUCCGCAUGCUGUCCACAGCUUGGGGCUUUCGUCGAGCAUGGAAUGCGCGAGGCAUGACGACAAGGGCACGGGUCGACGACGAUGUGGCUGCUCUCGUCGAGCUGGAACAAGUCGUGGCGCUGUGGUUCUUGCUGCGCAUGACAAGCACGACAUCGACGGCAAGCCCAAUACUCGACGAUAGCAAGCUGCGGGCUGGGACAAAGCUCGAUCCAGCGGCUAGGACAGCAAGGUGCCUCACCAAGGGUCACAGUGUCGCGUCGGGACUGCUGUUGUGGACAGGCGCCGGCGAAGGAGCUCGCUGCUGCGAUAAUCUGAGACAUGCAGCUACUGUGCAUAACGUCGAACAGGUGGUGCGCGAGCUGCGACGAGUAGGAAACUCAGCUGCGAGCAGCAAGGCAAAGGAUGGCGAGAGGGCACGCUCGGCGUGGGGAAAUGACAGCCGGGGCAUGCACUAGAGAGGGAGGUGACGAGCUGCUGGGCAGCCAUAGUCGGCAAGGAAGGCUAGAGACAAGACUUGGACUCGUCGGCCCUGGCAACAGCAGGGAGAUGGCCACGCCAUGGGAGGUGCUCACCGGCGCGAGCUUGGCGCCUCCAGCGCCCAGGGGGAAUUUCUGCAGGGCAAAAAGAAACGCCAGGGGAGCUUGAAAUUGAGGGGAACAGAGAGAGGGUCGGAUUCCAACCUUUGGGGUGUCGAGCUCCAUCCUGGAGGUAGCAGCGCCAUGGGAGAAGCUUGGUUGGGGAGGGCUGCUCGAGCUCGGACCCUGAGAAAUGCCCUGCGCGCUGGAUUAGAGAUGGAGAGCUCGGGCGUUCCUGGCGUGCGUGUGUCGUCUGCUGCCUGGAUGAAGGGGGGGCGCCCACGGGGAAGAAGAACAGGGAGCGCCGGUGGUCUGCUGCUGUGGGGAGGGAAGCUCGGUAGAGGGAGGAAGAUGGCCGGAGGUGGAAGACGAGCAGGCUGCGUACGUUGGAAGCUUGGCGGCCAGGAAAUGGAAGAAGGGAGCGGCGGCUGGUUGAUUUAACAUGAAGCUGCUGGCACCCGAUUAGCCACCGCGGGCGGCAUCACCUACUGGCCGGCUG